This is a messenger RNA of Trichoderma harzianum CBS 226.95, 1684 nucleotides long. RefSeq lists its product as hypothetical. NCBI's taxonomy places the organism in Eukaryota, Fungi, Ascomycota, Sordariomycetes, Hypocreales, Hypocreaceae. The record is from RefSeq and is a predicted model, not a curated record. The transcript has 2 exons. The coding region runs from base 212 to 1471 and encodes 419 amino acids.
ACCCUUGCCCUCCAUCCCCCGGCUCAUAAUACAGCACGGCACAGGGCACUUGCGCUGACUGACUUGAAGACUGAGAUUGAGGCAGCGGUUUCAGCGGUGCUUGCAGCAUAAACGAAACACGGCCGUUUCCAUCAUAUUAUCCAUUUGUAUGAGACAGUGGAUGACGGAGGAGAAUUGAAGCGAAAGAAGCACAAGGUAGCUGCAGGCAGACAUGGCUCUUCGCCGCCUUCACAAGCAGUUUUUCAGCAUUCACCAGGAUUCACUGCAGGGCACAGCCUCCAAUCCCGCGCGCCCCUCGCUAGAUGAUUCACCGGGCACCAGAACCUUAACACCAGCUUCUGCCGGCACCGUCAACGCCAUGCCGAGUCGCGCCGCCUCCGUUUCCAAGCAGGCUCAGGUCCUGGGCAGGACGGCCACGAUCCGCAGCGUGCCCAGUUUCGAGGGCUCUGAGACGAGUCCCGAGAGCAACGGGCUGUCCAGCAGCGUCACCAGCAAGGCCAGCGGACUGUCCACCGUGGCGUCUAACGGGACGAUCGAGGAGGCGCCAUCCCCGAAACCUAAUCUCGACACCACUACCGUUCCUGAGGUGCCUGAGCCUGAGGCCCCCAUCGAAGUCGUCGGUCCCAUACCGAGAGUCAUAACCCCGGCACCGCCAGAAGAGAACGGCGGCUUGGGAGACGGAGAUCUCGACCACCAGGACAGUGCGCAAUGGGAUUCGACAAUUGGCAAGGCCGGUCUGGGAAAGACGGGUCGAGUCAUCAACAAGCUCGUCAGCGACAAUGACGCCCUAAAGCGCGAGAUCAAGAUUGAGAAACUGCGCGCGGAAGAGGCCAAGCAGGCGGCCAAGCUGGUCGAGGACAAGAUGGAGCGCAUGGUCAGCGACUACGAAAGCCGACUGCUGGAAGCAAACGUCACCAAGACACUGCUAGCGAGAAAAGAACGCCAGGUCGAAACCCUCAUGGCAACGGUCGACAUGGAGAAGAAGAAGGCCGUGGCGGCUCAAGAGCUGGAGCGGAACUGGAGGGACGAGAUGGAAAAGGCCAAGCGCGACGCCAAAACGCAGGCCGACGACGCAACGAGCUAUGCGCAGCUGAUGGAGGGCCGGUACAACGCCAUCUCCUCCCAUUGGCGCGACCAGGGCGACGAGGUCAACAAGGCCAUUGCGACGAUCAAGACGGAAAUCACCACCAUCGUUGACGAGCGCAAGUCGGACGACGAUAAGAUCCAGACACUGCGAGACUUGUGCGAGCAGCAGGACAGCAACAUCCAGAAGCUGAGGCGCGAAAAGGAAGACAUUGCACGCUUGUUUGAGGAGUACAAGAAGGCGCAGGAGGAGAAUCUCAAGGACAUCAAGGAGAACGCCAGGAAGACGGAAGCCGAGCAGCAAAGAAUACUGGAAGAGUCUAGGGAGACGCUGGACAAGCUGAGAUGGGCGCUAAACGUCAAGGCGAACGUCAAGGGUGCUGAGUGAAUGUGAAGCUGCAUGGCAUCACUGCCUUACGCCACGCGCCCCCUUUUGUCUCUACUGUUCUCUCCUCUAUCACGGCCAUAUUCUCCCUCUGGAUUUGCCUUUUUCCUUUUGGCGUUGGAACCACUUUGCGUUUUUUAUCGAAACUGUCGGUGCAUUCUUACGGGGGGACUCUAUGCUCAUGGCUUUUCUUCUUCUUUCUUCUGCUUUGUGUUA